AUGAGAGAAAUCAUUUCUUUACAUAUUGGUCAAGCUGGUCUUUAAAUAGGAAAUUCCCUUUGGGAGUUAUUCUGUUUAGAACAUAGUAUUCAACCUGAUGGGACUGUUCCAACAGAUCGAAUAUUAGAAGGUCUAAAUUCUAAUAUUGAUUCGCUCUUUUCAUUAUCGUAAUAUGGGAGAUACGUUCCAAGAGCUAUUUUCUUUGAUGAGGAUCCAACCACGAUAAAUGCCAUAAAAAAUGGACCAAGUAGAGGAUUAUUUAAUCGUUCCUAUAUACAUUAAUGCCAAGUGGAAUCAGGAGGAUGUUGGGCAAGAAGCUUUGGAACAAUUAUGAAUAAAGAAGGUGAAGAAAAAAUAGCUGAUAAAAUAAGAAAACAAGUUGAGAGUUGUGAUGGCCUUUAAGGAAUUAUGCUUUACCAUUCAAUUGGAGGAGGAUUCGGUGGAGGUUUUACAUCUAAAAUUUUGGAUCUGCUCUCAAGUGACUUAGAAAAGGUGACCAAGGCAACUGUGUCAGUGCUAUCCUCGAAUCAUUCUUUACAAUCCUCAUUACUAGAACCAUAUAACUCAAUAUUGACACUCAAAUACCUCAAGGAAAAAGCUGAUAUGUCCAUAAUGUUAGAAAAUUAAGCUUUAUAUAAGGUGGCCAACCAAUAAUUAGAUAUAGACAAUCCAAAUUUUUCAACAAUUAACAGAAUGAUAGCCUAAUUAAUAUCAUCAGUUACCUAAUCUUCUAGGUUUAAUGGAUCAAAAUUCGUUGAUUUAAUUGAAAUGAGAAUGAAUGUUGUCCCAGAUCCUGAUUUCUAAUUUCUACAUGCAUCAUAUGCUCCUUUCAUUAACAUUGAUAAACAAAAUACAGAAUUAACUAAUUUGCAAUAGAUUACAAACUCAUUAUUCGAUGAAAGAAGUUCAUUCAUUAAUUGCGAUCACAAAAAUGUCAAAUAUUUGGCUGCCAAUCUGUUUUUCAGGGGAGAUUGUCCUUGGGGUGAAGUUAAAGGAGUAGUAGAAUCUAUUAAGCAAUCUCCUAAUAUAAAAUUUGCAGAAUUUGCUGUUCCUACAUAUCAAAUUGCCAUUAGUGAUAAGGCACCUGUUCCAUUCCCAUAUAGUGAGUAAGGUAGAUCAAACAAGGCUGUUUGUAUGAUUGCCAAUUCUUCUGCUAUUGAAACUCCCUUAUUUAGAAUUAAAAGGAAUGCCAGGAGGCAAUAUUCUAAACGAAGUCAUGUACAUUGGCUAGUCGGAGAAGGAAGAGAAGAAGGAGAAAUUUCAGAAGCACUUGAGAUAGUUUAGUCCUUUCUAAAAAAUUAUAAGGAGGCUAAUUAUGAAAAUCCUGAUAAGGAUUAUUGUACAAGAGUUCAACAUGGAACAGAUUAUAUUAGGUAAUUUGUUUACACUUGUGAUUGUUUGGAUGUUGAAGGCUACAUCAAAAAUGGCAUAGAAAAAGGUGAGGAUAUGGAAGGUAAAUACCUGGGAGUUUGUGUUUAAUGUGCAAAAAAGUGCCACGUUGGACACAACCUCAAAGUUAAAGGAAUUGAAAAUGAGUUCUUUUGUGAUUGCGGAUUAGAAAAUUGUAAAGUCAAAUGUCAAUGUCAGAAAGAAGAAGCAUAAGGAUAAGAAGAAUAAUAAUAAUAAUAAUAAGAAUAAGAGAAAAAUUGA
Messenger RNA from Paramecium octaurelia, 1650 nucleotides. Lineage: Eukaryota; Ciliophora; Oligohymenophorea; Peniculida; Parameciidae. The record is from the annotation of a GenBank genome assembly.